ACCGGUAAACCCGUUUUGUUUCUCCGUUCAUUCGCCCGACUCGUGUUUACCUGUCGCGUCCAUCCUUCGAGCAACAGACCGCUUCUUCGGCUAACGGACUGUACGGCGUAACAGAUAAUCGUCACCGAGCGACAGAUCGAAGAGUAUCGAUUAAGGCUCGAAGAAGGUGAAAACGUCGAGCAAUCGUGGACCAUCGGUUUAGCUGUGCCCUCGAGAUGCGGUGAUGGCUUUGCUGUACAGAUUCGCGCAGCUGCCUGACAGCAGUGGCACGCGGGUCUUCUCGUUCGUCGUCACCAGGAGUGUGGUACGUGAUCCCGAAAGAGACGUCACCAGCAAAGAGCUCGUUUGCGGCUUCCAGAGAUGGUCCGUCGCAUUUUCACGCGGAAACAAGGUACUGGGCGCGUAUCUAGUAUGGCGAGGAGCUUCACGGAACCUGCGGGUGUACGUGGACUUCACGUUCACCCUGUUGAACCGAGAGCACUUCUCGAUGAACGAGGGUUUCUCGGGCAAACGCGUCAAGUUCACGUACGAGGCGCCUGCCCAGGGCAACCGGAACUACAUCCCGGUGUCGGACCUCUACAACCGCAAUUUCGCCGACACGAACGGAGAGUUCCAGCUGGAGCUGUCGAUGGCGAACGUGCGUACCGUCUACAUGACGGAGCUUAAGAUGCCGACGAGCACGUUCCCGGCGGGUCAAUCGAAGCCUAACAAAUUGGAGACCGAUUACUUCGCGUUCGGGGGUUUCGACUGGAACCUGGUCAUCUAUCCUCACGGGAACAAGGAACCGGAGGGCUACCGCGGCCACGACAGCGGCGUCAGCGUCUAUCUGAUGAGGUUGACCGGCUUCGAUCACCGUUGCCGUGUCAGAUACAGCGUGGCGUUGGGAGAAGGAGAUCGUAGAAUCGAUUCCGGACAGAUAGAGGACCUGUCCGACGCGGAAGGAUGCGGAUUCGGUUGGCAUCCGAGGGUCAGGUGGUCCGAGAUCGCGCACAAAGGAGUUGUCCGGGUGUCCCUGGAGAUGGUGGAGGCUAGGACCAUCUGCGAAAUAGCUGUCCAGGCUCGUGGACCGUCGGUCCUGCCCGCCACUCCUUGUUACGACCGAGAUAAACAGGCCUGGACCAUCAGGGCCGAUCUGCACUCGGACACCGUCAGGCUGCACUUGGUCUACAAGGACAUUCACAACGUUCCGAGGAACCAUUUGAGGUACGUGAGCUGGUCAGCAUACCUGCUUCGCGACGAGGAGCCGAACACGUCCGCGAUCAGCUUGCCGGGUGGUCCGUUCAGCCGGUACUACGCGCAAGAGUCCGCGGACGAGGGAAUAAUCAUGGAGACGAAUCUGGACACGAACGAGGUGAAGGACAAUCACUGUCCGUUCCUAACGGACAAGGGUCAGCUGAGGAUCCGUCUGGAGUGGAACGAGAGCCACUUGCUGUUCCAGGCGACCUACCACAAGUACGACGACGUGUGCCGCAUCCACAAUCAACAGAUGAGGCGCGAGAUAGCCUCGCUGCAGGCAGAGAAUUACAGCCUGGAGAGGCAGCUGUUCAGUUACCAAAAGAGUCUGGCGUACGCUCAAGCGCAGCAGCAGCAACAACAACAGAACCAACAGCACCACGGUGGCCAUCAGGCUCACCUGGAACGAUCCGCGUCCACAGACACCGAAUACGCCUGACAAGUGGAACAACAGAUGCACGCUAACGAUCAGCCGGGCACCGGUUGCAGACGGCAAUUGCCCACCGUGCAGGAGAACGAUCACCGGGUUCAUCAGAACCUGGUCAGGAUGAUGGACAGGCGGCUGAGCAACGUCCAACUGCAACAACACCUCUACGAACCGGACACGUGCCAGCAAAGAUAUACCGAGCAGAGCGUCGAUCAGUCGCAGGAGCAUCGUCGCAGCAUAGUGCAGCAACCGAAGUCGGGCCGUUCGAGCGUGGGCAGAUCGGACAGCGGGUCGGAACGCGGCAACGACCGUUACGCCGCCGGUUAUUAUUUGGGGUACGUCGGUCAGGCAGCGCACAAAAGACGUAGGACCACUUUCUGGGAGACCCUGACGGGUCUUGUGUGCUCAUUGGGCGCUUUGGCUUCCAGGGCUGCCAAGAUGGCCACCAGACGGGGCGAGCCUCUUUGAAGACGUACGCCCGCCUUCGUAAACGGACCACCGGAUCGUACGGCCACGGACGAACACGAGAGUCUUGUGACGUAAUGUGACAGAUGUCGAAGAACGCGCGAAGGAUGACUCGUUUGUGGUUCGAGGCUGCAGCUCGUCGACUAAACUGCAGAUCAGUAGACCACCGAGAACCUCGCGCGAAUUUCGCGAACGAGGAGAGACUCGCGUUUCUACCAUGACCAGCGCCGAGAUCGGAUUAACUCGACAAUACGGCGGACGUCGAACGUAGGCGAAAACUAUCAGACGCAUCGUAUCGUACCAACAUGUUCGUCCAUUUUUUUCGUCGAUAAUGACACCGAGAAGAAGGAAGAACGAAGAGGCGUCUAUCGCCUUCGGACGAUUCGAAGAGCAAACGUAGCCGACGUUACGAAAGAUGGAACCGCGCGAGCGCGCUCGAGUCGGAAAUCGAUGAGGAUUUUUCGAGGGAUCUAUCCGAUUCCUCUUUCAUGUACACAUUAACACACGAUUCUAUCUACUUGUCAAUUUUACUAAGAGAACAACAAGAACAAAAAAUAACGCAGAACAAAUGCUAUUUUCUUCUAAAGACUUGUUUUUCACCUAUCGUCUGCGACUUCUUUGAUAAAUAAUGGAAUCCGUGCGCGGUGUAGCCGCCGUGUCGUGUAACAACAGCGUAUAAUUAUGGUAGCGUUACUCGAGUACAGAGAAACAACAAUUUAACGAUAAUUGAUAAUAACUUUUAGAGUACAGUCGGUGUGUUACGUAAACGAACGUAGGGGAACGAAGGCUGCCCGAUCGACGCCGCGUGAACGUUCGUAAUAGAAAACGACCAUCGGCUUUCGUCUCGAAACGCCGAACAAAGACCAGGGUAACAUAAAAAUACGAAUACUUCAACGUUGAUUAGCUACAGUGAUGGGCAUACGAGGGCUCCAUCGCAACGUGCUCUUCCUUCGACUAACGAUAAAAUCAAACACAACUUACUUUUCAACAAAUCAGAUAUGUAAACUUGGAAAUUUCGAAACAGAGCAUCGUACGAGCUCUGCGACAUGUGCCCAUCACUGGCGCAGAGUUCGUCAAUUUCUUUUGUCGUUAUUUACGUUGCAGUCUUAUCUCGAGGAGGAGAUAAUUAUUUACAAUUAUUUAUUUUGACAAAUAUGAUUCUUGUGACGAGUAUGAAAAGAUUUGCCCUCGGAAGUUAAGAUUUUCUGGCAAUUUUUUAAACGUAUCUUCACCGAUCCAAAGUUACCUAGAAAAGCUACACUAAAUUUUGUCUCUAAACGUAAUAGUAUUUUACUGUUUAUCUCAAAGAAAUCUAAGAGUCUCUUUUAACUCGAUCUUUAAUAAGACGCUUUCCUUCGUGUUUGAGAAUAUAAAUAUCCUUUUCAUGUAAACUCUUUUUACCGCGGAAGCAAAGAUUUCCGUAACGCGAUCUUUCUUCCUUUUCAACUUUUAAAGAACUUCAGGAACAGCUGGUAUCUUUACAUCUUAAAGCGCAUCCGCUUAAAAACAAGAGACUCCUUUUUUGUAACUUUUUAACCCGACAGAAAGUGUCUACGGUUUUGCAAAGUUCCAUUAAUAAAGAAUGGCAGAAUACUCGUUAGAGAGGAGAUACGACCGUUACCUCGCGUGAGAAAAAUAUUUGAAUCGCACAUGGUACGCGAUUAUCUUAAAAUAGAAACGUUUUAACGUCCACGAAUAAGGUAUACUCUAAACUGUAAAGAUUAACAAGUUCCUCGGGACGACAAAAGCAAUUCGAACUCAAUUAAAUCGACCACCGCUGACCUUCGAUCCCCUCGACGUCGUGUUUCGUUUCAAAGCUUUAUACUAUCUCCUUUCUCCGUUUCUGUAUAAUUGUACCUACGAACGGCGCUGCAUAUUGAAACACGUGUACACGAGCGAUACGUGCACGUCAGCGUUCACAUCUGCUACAAAUCGGUAGCGGACGCGAUCGAUACGGUACUUCCUCGUCACUUCACACCGUAUACGCGUAUAACGAGCCACCAGGAAUCAUCGUGUACACUCGAGUGCAACGUAGACUUCCUUUGAUCAAGCGAGCGAAUGCAGGGAGAGAAGUUCACUCGAGACCCUAGAAAAAAAACACAAGGUUACAAAAAUUCUAAGCAAAGUUUGAGAGGGCUGAGAGCAGAGGUUAGGAACUUGAGGAGAUUCGAAGUUUCAGAAGCAUCUAAAUUUAGGGAAGUCGGAGAACCUAGGAACUUCUUUCCCUACUUCCUCUAAACGGGAAAUGUAAGAUGCACGCGACGGUAUCACGCACGCGUACUCACAGGUUAAUUUGAACCUCGAGACCCAUCGAGUACUAAUUAAAAGCACCGAUACUUUCUUUUAACGAAUCGGACACAUGAAUUUUAAUUUCUCCCUAUUCGAAAUUUUAUUUGUCGUACUGUGAGACGAGGAAAGAUUGUCAAUCUUUUGAAAUCUCAAAAAUCUAAUCCUUUAAAAGCUAGAUUACAGCGUAUCAUUUCAGUUAUCAAUGUCAUAUAUAGUUAUCGAUGUCAUAUUAAGAUAAUUGUAUUAACGUGUUUACAAUGUAUGCCCAUAAUGCUUAAAUGAUUGAAGACAAUCCGUCAGUCAUUGAAAUUGCAAGAAAGUCUAGAAUCAACGAUAAGCCAGAAAGUCUAUCGGUGCUUUUAAUUCGUGAUACAAUCGCGUUAAGACACGUGUCACGAAAGUUGUAUCCCUCCUCUGAAGUAGCGGAGUCUGUAUACUUUGUAUAUAACUGUACUAAAACUGUUGAUCAUUUAAUGAGAGAAAAUUAUGAGAGUUGUGCCUAUAAUGCGGGAAGCGAAGAAGGAUUUGAGAGAGGAUCGCACGAUCGAACCGUUGAAAUUUCUGUUCAAAUUGUUCCCACCACAUCGUUGAAAUUUCCUUGCAGUAACUUGUUCAAUAAUUUUCGUUUCGAACAAGCGUCCCUAGAAAAAAAAUAUUCUGCAUUAACCGUGUUUUAAUCGCUAGUCAUAUGUAGGUCAGCUUACCAGUUGAUAAGGGGAGAACACGUGGACAACAUAAACUGUUCUAGGAACGAUAAAAGUAACGAGCAACCGUUGAUAAUUAUCCCCUAAUCGCACGCUUUUUUAUGUCUCAGACA
Messenger RNA from Megachile rotundata (alfalfa leafcutting bee), 5231 nucleotides. RefSeq lists its product as uncharacterized. Gene Ontology annotation, molecular function: protein binding. NCBI's taxonomy places the organism in Eukaryota, Metazoa, Arthropoda, Insecta, Hymenoptera, Megachilidae. The record is from RefSeq and is a predicted model, not a curated record.